AUGACGGCACCUCGCGGCGACACUGAGCGCGGGCCAAGCGGAAGAGCCCACCCCGAGUCGGGAAUCCACCCAUGCGAUGACGUCACGCUCGGCUUUGACAAGCUGGUGGUGCCGGAAGAAAAGAUGGCGGAUCAUGAGGAGCAGCUAUCCGACGACGAGAAGGUACGCAUAGCAGCGAAUUUUGUCAUCCAUGCUCCGCCAGGAGAGUUCAACGAAGUUUUCAAUGAUGUGCGACUGCUGCUCAACAACGACAAUCUUCUCAGGGAAGGUGCAGCGCAUGCAUUUGCACAGUACAAUGUGGACCAGUUUACCCCGGUGAAAAUCGAGGGCUAUAAUGAGCAGGUCUUAAUCACAGAGCAUGGCGACCUGGGGAACGGCAGGAUGCUCGACCCCAAGAGCAAGAUGUCCUUCAAGUUCGACCACCUGAGGAAGGAGGCCAGUGAUCCGCGGCCCCACGACAUGGACAGCUCCAUUGAGGGCUGGAGGAACGCCGUGGACUCCGCCGUCAGGGCCUACGUCAAGGAGCACUACCCCAGUGGAGUCUGCACCAUUUAUGGAAAAACAAUUGACGGACAUCAAACCAUCAUCGUGUGUGUCGAGUGCCAUCAGUUUCAACCAAAAAACUUCUGGAAUGGACGCUGGAGGUCAGAGUGGAAAUUUACCAUCUCCCCUUCCACUACUCAAGUGGCAGGCAUCAUGAAAAUCCAGGUUCAUUACUAUGAAGAUGGAAAUGUUCAGCUUGUCAGCCACAAAGAAGUUCAGGAAUCCAUGUCAAUUUCUAAUGAGGCUACAACUGCAAAGGAGUUCAUUAAGAUCAUUGAGGCUGCAGAGAACGACUACCAGACUGCCAUCAACGAGAAUUACCAGACUAUGUCGGACACUACCUUCAAAGCCUUACGCCGCCAACUUCCCGUGACACGUACCAAGAUUGACUGGAAUAAGAUCCUGAGCUACAAGAUUGGCAAGGAGAUGCAAAAUGCUUAAUUCAAAGGAGAGCAACCCCCUCCGUACACACGCGCGCGCGCACACACACACACACACGCACACACACACACACACACAAACAAACAAACACACACACACACACACACAGUAUCCCACUCAACCCAAAACAACAUUGCAUGACUGGAUAGUUGUAUCGUCUUUGUACAAAAUUAGAAAUACAGGGACAACAAAAAGGUUUGGUCUCACAGCAAGAUGUCAUGUUACACUUUGUCUACUUUUCUUGUUUUUUAUUUGUACACACACUGAUAAAUCCUCUGUAUAUUGAAUAUAAAAUAAUGAUUAUAAUUGUAUUUGGGAAACUAUUAUGUGAGGAAUUUAUUACAAAGACAUAGGAGAGGGGGGGCUGACACUCAUAUGCAAAAAACAUGCUCAUACAGUAUCACGUGUGCAAUAUUUAUUGUGUUGGUGAGACCACACCUUUUGAUUGACCUGCUGAAAUACUGUUGAAUUUGCAAUGAUGGUGAAACAUAUAUUUUUGUGGGGAAUCCUGUCCACAUUUACAAAACACUUUGGACGUUUUGGCCCAAACGGAAGACUUCCAUUAAAACGCAGUCAAAAGAAAGUUCUCUCUGUUCAUUGGCUGGUAUCUCUGGCACAAGCUGGCACCACUGUCACAACCACCUGAUAUUCUCUUAUUUUGGUACUUCCCUCACGGUUUGCCCAUGUUGUGAGAUCUUAAGCUUCCAACCCCCCCAGGCCAGAUUGCCUGUUGAUCCGAACCCUCGCUCAGAGUUCAAGCACGACUUAACAAGCUUAAUUAACGAGUUCUUAAUCGCAAAGUAAUGCACAUAAAUGUCCAAUUUACAAAGAAAUUUAACAAGGUUUCAUUCUCCCCCCCCCCCAAUGCUUAUUUUUAUUAAAAACGAAUCCUGACUGUAUUAUAUGACAAGGCACAUUGUAAUAUAUACCUGUAUGAAACAUCCUGUCUGUCAGUUUGGUGAUUUAUUUCAAUGACAUUAAUUGUAAUUCAGUCACGAUUAUGUUGCAUUAAAUGACAAAUUUUCUAUU
This is a messenger RNA of Lampris incognitus (smalleye Pacific opah), 2013 nucleotides long. RefSeq names its product F-actin-capping protein subunit alpha-2. Bases 1 to 984 code for a protein of 327 amino acids. The record is from RefSeq and is a predicted model, not a curated record. Gene Ontology annotation, biological process: barbed-end actin filament capping; actin cytoskeleton organization. Gene Ontology annotation, molecular function: actin filament binding. Lineage: Eukaryota; Metazoa; Chordata; Actinopteri; Lampriformes; Lampridae. The transcript has 10 exons. Gene Ontology annotation, cellular component: actin cortical patch; F-actin capping protein complex.